CAUAAACAUGUCUCAAGCCAGUUUACUUUUGUUGAUUACAUCUCUUUUGGUCUCGACGACUUUGGCUGGGCCGAUCUUUUGGUUCCUCCCGUGGACAAACUGGCUCCCGAGUUCCGGAAGCAGCAGCAGUUCCAGUUCGACGACUUCAACCGCUUCUCGGGCCCCAAUCAAUGCCACCAUAAACCUGGGAAAUCGUAACAACACUACGACUGGAUUGGAUGAUCUGGGAACGGUUAUAGACGGCGUGACCAUAACCCGGAGCCGGAGAUCACUUCCGACCAUUUCUAGCAACAGCAGUCAAACCCGAGAUGAAGACACCGAGAAUCAGCUGAGGAAGAAGCGUUCCCCACAGCAGUUUUCUACGGAUUCUUACAUUCAAGUGGGAAAUCACGUUAUCCGUUUGCCUCCCGGGGAUGUGUCCAAUUUGACCAUCCAUAUCAUAGACGGAACCCCGACGGUGUUGGUUCCGAGUUUGUUUCCUGACAGAGAGUCGAACUCUUCCGGGAUUUUCGAUUGGAUCAAGAAGUUUUUCACAAGGGAUUAGAAAGACGAUGGAGCUUGAGCACAGCAGCAGAGUCGGGCUUUUGUCAAAAAUAUGUGAAGGAAGUGAACAUUUCGUAAACGAAUAUUUUUAAGUUCUUUAAUCAUAUCAGAUCUAAUAUCAUUUCAAAUCUAAGAGAAUCCAAGUUACUUAAGUUCCACUUAAGUACACUUCAAGUCAAUUUUUGAUUAAAGGGAAGCACAAUUCGAUGUUGAGUAAUAAACUGCAGCUUUUCCUAUGAACUCGAAA
Uranotaenia lowii is the source of this 790-nucleotide messenger RNA. RefSeq lists its product as uncharacterized. The record is from RefSeq and is a predicted model, not a curated record. The coding region runs from base 8 to 544 and encodes 178 amino acids. NCBI's taxonomy places the organism in Eukaryota, Metazoa, Arthropoda, Insecta, Diptera, Culicidae. The transcript has 2 exons.